This is a messenger RNA of Pogona vitticeps (central bearded dragon), 2281 nucleotides long. Lineage: Eukaryota; Metazoa; Chordata; Lepidosauria; Squamata; Agamidae. The record is from RefSeq and is a predicted model, not a curated record.
GCUGAUCUAUUCUACAGGAGAAUAGUGUGUUUGACUGUACCAGACCACUGAUCAGAUGCAAGAUUUCCUCAGAACUGUAGAAAUGGAGUGAUAAAUAGGUGCAAGAUACCAUAGGAAAAAAUCACAUCGUUACUACAUUUUAAAACAUAAAUGAAGAUAAAUAGUCCAUUUAUGGAAAGAUUUACAAUGGUUGAUACAGAAAUGCCGUUUUGGCCCAUAAACUUUGGAGUUAGCCCAGUCGAUCUUUCUGCUAUGGAUGAGCACUCCCAUUCCUUCGAUAUAAAGCCCUUUACGACCGUCGAUUUUUCCAGCCUUUCUUCACCACAUUACGAGGAUCUUCCUCUUGCAAGAAAUGACCAGACAUCCCUCGACUACAAAUAUGACAUGAAGUUUCAAGAAUGCCAAAAUGCAAUAAAAAUGGAGCCUCCGUCUCCACCGUACUUCUCAGAAAAAGUUCAGAUGUACAGUAAACCUCAUGAAGAAGCCUCCAGUUCUCUCAUGGCCAUUGAAUGCAGGGUCUGUGGAGACAAAGCUUCUGGAUUUCAUUAUGGAGUACAUGCUUGUGAAGGCUGUAAGGGCUUCUUUCGCAGAACAAUCCGGUUAAAGUUAAUCUACGAUCGGUGUGAUCUCAACUGUCGCAUUCAUAAAAAAAGCAGAAAUAAAUGCCAGUACUGCAGAUUCCAGAAGUGCCUUGCAGUUGGGAUGUCACAUAAUGCUAUCAGGUUUGGGCGAAUGCCACAAGCGGAGAAAGAGAAGCUCUUAGCAGAGAUUUCAAGUGACAUCGACCAGUUAAACCCUGAGUCUGCGGAUCUUCGAGCUCUUGCCAAGCUCUUGUAUGAUUCGUACAUCAAAUCCUUCCCUUUGACCAAAGCCAAAGCAAGAGCCAUCUUGACAGGAAAGACAACAGACAAAUCACCAUUUGUCAUUUAUGACAUGAAUUCUUUAAUGAUGGGAGAAGACCAGAUUAAGUGCAACCAUCUGGGCCCCAUGCAAGAGCAGAACAAAGAGGUGGCCAUCCGUAUCUUUCAGCGCUGUCAGUUUCGUUCAGUGGAAGCAGUUCAGGAGAUCACAGAGUUUGCCAAAAGCAUUCCAGGUUUUGUGACCCUGGACCUGAAUGACCAAGUGACUCUCCUGAAAUAUGGGGUCCAUGAGAUCAUCUAUACUCUCCUGGCCUCCCUGAUGAAUAAAGACGGUGUUCUCAUAUCAGAUGGGCAAGGAUUCAUGACUCGAGAAUUUCUGAAGAGUCUCCGGAAACCUUUUUGUGACUUUAUGGAACCCAAGUUUGAGUUUGCUGUCAAGUUCAACGCGCUGGAAUUAGACGACAGUGAUCUUGCAAUAUUUAUAGCUGUUAUUAUUCUAAGUGGAGAUCGCCCUGGAUUACUUAAUGUGAAGCCCAUUGAAGAGAUUCAAGACAAUUUGUUGCAAGCUUUAGAACUCCAGUUAAAGCUGAAUCACCCUGAAUCAUCACAGCUGUUUGCAAAACUGUUGCAGAAAAUGACAGACCUCAGACAGAUUGUAACAGAACAUGUGCAACUUUUGCAAAUUAUCAAGAAGACCGAGACAGAUAUGAGCCUUCAUCCACUCCUACAAGAAAUUUAUAAGGACUUAUAUUAAGAGCCAUAUAAUUUCUGAUGCAUUAACAUGAUGUACGUUCCUCCGAUUGCACUAUUUCUUUUGAAAGAGAAAUAUUACAUGCCAAAGAAAUUACUGUGAAAAACAAACAUUUAGAAAGAGACAGAGCUUUACUAUUCUAGAUCUAUUUUAUGCAUAUUGUUUAUAAGGACACAUUUACUAUUUACUUUUAAUAUUAAAAUGUCUAUAUCAAGAAAUUGUUGGCAGUAUUUUCAUAAAACACAAUUGCUUGUUCAAAUCAAUUUAAAAAUAUUGAGGUUGGUUAGCUCUACAGUUAAAAUACAGCCUCACAAUAAAAGAAAGGUUUUGUUCUCUCCCCCCACCAGGCAAGAUUCCUAGAUAGUUUAAUAAUUUUGUAUUCAUGUUCAAAAACCAGUAUCAGGUCACCUCUGAUUAGAGACAUGACAUUUGGUGUCUUUAAAAAACAAAACAAAAACUCCAACCUUUUAAAAAAUUCACUGAAAGAAGGAGAAAGGGACCUAAUUUUCGGCUCACUGAUUUCCUCAAAUGCUGUUUGGUGUUAGCUGGUUUUUAAGGAAUUACUUGAAGCCAGUUGGUAAAAUUAUUGCUUAUCAUCAUUAUUAUUUAUAUCUAUACAGUAUGUGAUACAAAUUACAUGCAUCUCCAUGUAAUAAUAAAGCAGACAGUU